Eptesicus fuscus (big brown bat) is the source of this 2233-nucleotide messenger RNA. It is a transcript of the gene RAP2B, whose product is annotated as RAP2B, member of RAS oncogene family. The record is from RefSeq and is a predicted model, not a curated record. NCBI's taxonomy places the organism in Eukaryota, Metazoa, Chordata, Mammalia, Chiroptera, Vespertilionidae. The transcript has 2 exons. Gene Ontology annotation, molecular function: GTPase activity; GTP binding; GDP binding. Gene Ontology annotation, cellular component: plasma membrane. Gene Ontology annotation, biological process: Rap protein signal transduction; negative regulation of cell migration. Bases 489 to 1040 code for a protein of 183 amino acids.
CGGAGGCUGCGGGAGAGAGCGCGAUGGGCCGCGGCGGAGGGCGCACGCUCUGCGGGGACUCAUGCCACGCGCGUCCCGGCUCGGCGCGCAAUUAGCAGCCACCUCCGCAGCCCGCCGCCGCCGCCGCCGCCACCGCGUCCCCGCCCUCCCGGACUGCCGCGGCGAGAAACUGCAGCCGUCGCCUCGCGCAGGCUGCCGGCAUUGUCCUCCCCGUCCGCCGCCCAGGUUGCCCGCCGCUGCCACCACCGCGGGCUGCUGCGGGGUCCCGGACCCGAGCCCCGGGGACGCGCUGCCGCCGGCUGGCCCGGCGCCCGGCCCCGCGUGGUGAUUUCUGCGUCCUGCGCUCCCCAGCCACCCGCUCCUUCGUGUUUUUUUUCCCCUGCGGAGCGGAGGUCGGGGAGGAGAAGUCCAGCCGCCAAGCCUAGCCCAUCCCAGGCGCGCAGCCCCGACGGGGCCUCGGCGGGCGCGGCGGGCGCGCCGACGGAGCCAUGAGAGAGUACAAAGUGGUGGUGCUGGGCUCGGGCGGCGUGGGCAAGUCCGCGCUCACCGUGCAGUUCGUGACCGGCUCCUUCAUCGAGAAGUACGACCCCACCAUCGAGGACUUCUACCGCAAGGAGAUCGAGGUGGACUCGUCGCCGUCGGUGCUGGAGAUCCUGGACACGGCGGGCACGGAGCAGUUCGCGUCCAUGCGGGACCUGUACAUCAAGAACGGCCAGGGCUUCAUCCUCGUCUACAGCCUCGUCAACCAGCAGAGCUUCCAGGACAUCAAGCCCAUGCGGGACCAGAUCAUCCGCGUGAAGCGGUACGAGCGCGUGCCCAUGAUCCUGGUGGGGAAUAAGGUGGACCUGGAGGGCGAGCGCGAGGUCUCCUACGGCGAAGGCAAGGCCCUGGCCGAGGAGUGGAGCUGCCCCUUCAUGGAGACGUCGGCCAAAAACAAAGCCUCGGUGGACGAGCUGUUCGCCGAGAUCGUGCGGCAGAUGAACUACGCGGCGCAGCCCAACGGCGACGAGGGCUGCUGCUCGGCCUGCGUGAUCCUCUGAGGCGCCCGCGGCCGCCGCGCCGGCCGUGCUUUGCGCACAGAAAGAGCCCAGCGCACCCGACUCUCUUCAAUGGGAUUCCUCUUCUUGCUUUGAGACGGGAGACGACUUUUGCAUUGGCCGGGGUGUCCCGGGAUCCCGGCCGGCCCCUGCGGCCCACGUCCCCUGCCUCCUCCCCGCGUCCGGAGGGGUGACCCAGGUCCUGACCAUCGGAGACCCGGUGGAAAUGUGGUUCUUUGCAUCAUGAGUAGCUGGAAAUUAUGACCGGGUUCCUUUUCUGCCAGCUUGGAAGGGCAACCCCGUGACUGAUUGCGAUUCUGAGGAUGUCUAUGCAAAGUUGGAUUCUUGUUUCAGUGUAUCCAAUCUGAAGUAUUGCACAUCUGAACUGGGACUGUUAACACUGAUGCCAAUACAGUGUGGGGUGCCAGAAAGUGUCUGCUGAUAUUUGUGGGGGGGGAAAAAAAAAUCUAUUUUGUUUACCUACUGUAUCUAAGGGGAGUCUGGGGAAAAACGGUAGUAUUUUUUUUUAUCAGCUGUGAAAAAAAUGUUACAGAUCUGCACAUGUUGUGUGUGUACUAUUGUGUGUGUGUGUUUUUUUGUUUUGUUUUUUCUUUUUUAAGUUUAGCUUUUUAUUCUUAUUGGUUGGCAGUAACAGAUUUUGAUGAGUAGCUCUUUAAAAUACAGUACAAAGACUUAAAUGUGAUUCAGGGCCCCCAGCACCCCUGUGUCUGCAGAGUGCCUUCAAAACUCAGCUGUUCCAGCCGGUGCCAACCUGUGAACUUCCCACCCUACCCCAGAAUCUGCUGUUCCCCAAACCACUUCCCCGUUUCCUUUCAGCAAUCAUCCCGAAGGAGCCAGGACAAUAGGGCCUGUUGUUCUGUGAAUUUCUUCUUAAUUAUUUCCAACCUUUAAAAUGUAAUUUCCAUGUCCUGCGAUUUUUUUUUUAACUUUAUUUUUCUUCGUUUUGUUCAAAUGUUCAGGUAUUUAGCUCCCCUUUUAUAUUAUUUUAAAAUAUUUUUUUUUUUUGGUUGUCUGUUAAUAGGGUCUUCCUUCAGAAGCAAAGAGCAAAAUUUUACUGUUGUGAUGUACCAAGAGAAUUCUAACCAAUUGUAAUUUUUAAUUCCAGACACACGUGUUUAAUCAUUGUCUCUUCAUUUUAAGACUUUUAAUACAAAUGUCAUUUUUAAAGAAACCAA